This is a messenger RNA of Iphiclides podalirius (scarce swallowtail), 597 nucleotides long. The record is from the annotation of a GenBank genome assembly. Lineage: Eukaryota; Metazoa; Arthropoda; Insecta; Lepidoptera; Papilionidae.
AUGGACAAAUCUAAAGUUAUAAAAUUGAACAAUAGCGCUGCAAAGAACUGCGUGUCGAAGUCCUGGACCCACAACAGGACGACGGAGACUCGAGGAUCUGGGCCUAAAGCUACGCCACGUUUGCAAGGGCGAAAACAAUUCGACAUAACAGAACCGUUGUGCUAUCCGUCUAUGACAACUUCCAGCGGAGCGAGACAGCCAUGCGCUUACUGCAGCUCCUGGCUUAGCGCUUCCACCGAUGCUGAUUCGAGGGCCAAGGUCAAAGACUGCCCCGCGCCCCGAACUACCCCCACCAAGAGGGAUGCUCCAAUUGCCAAGCGUCUCGAGCCACCGACAUCCGGUCCGAAUCCCUACGCGCCCCACCUGAAGUACGGCAUAUUCCCGCAGAACCGCAAUAGACCCACGUCGCCUACGAAGCGGGCAUCGAGGUCGAUGGGAAAUGACAACUACGAGGCCAUGAAAGAAGCAUCAAGAACCAGCAGCCCGUUCUUCUCGGUACGGCCUCUUGAGCAACAGGACCUGGAGAUUGCAUCGCGGGCAGAAAUGAUGGUCGCUCCGGAUAGAUUCUCCGGUCUACCCGCUUUCAAUAGUGUGGGA